AUCAAUCGACUUUAUCGAGAAAGACUACUUUUUUUAGGCCAGGAGGUUGAUAGUGAAAUAUCGAAUCAAAUUAUUGGCCUUAUAGUCUAUCUCAGUAUAGAGGACGAUAACAAAGAUUUGUACCUGUUUAUAAAUUCUCCGGGCGGAUGGGUAAUACCCGGAAUAGCUAUUUUUGAUACUAUGCAAUUUGUACAACCAGAUGUACAGACAGUAUGCAUGGGAUUAGCCGCUUCAAUGGGAUCUUUUAUUUUGGCAGGAGGAGAAAUUACCAAACGUUUAGCAUUCCCUCACGCUUGGGUAAUGAUACAUCAACCCGCUAGUUCUUUUUAUGAGGCACAAACGGGAGAAUUUUUACUAGAAGCAGAAGAACUACUGAAACUGCGCGAAACUAUAACAAGGGUUUAUGUACAAAGAACGGGCAAACCUUUAUGGCUUGUAUCCGAAGACAUGGAAAGGGAUGUUUUUAUGUCAGCAGCAGAAGCUCAAGCCCAUGGAAUUGUUGAUCUUGUAGCGGUUUGAAAAAAGAAUUCGCAGCCAAAAUUCCUAUUCCUCGCGAAUACAUAGUUUGAGAUUUGAUUUGAUCUUAUUAAUCUUCUUACCGGACUGAAUAGAAUAUUUCUAUUAAUUAAUCUAUUCCUAGGAUAUAAUAUAAGUAAUUCCUAAUAUAAUCAUCAGGGGUUAGGAUUGAUCGAAACCAGCUGAUUAUGUAUACGACUAGCCAUGCCAACUAUGAAACAACUUAUUAGGAAGACAAGACAGCCAAUCCGAAAUGUCACGAAAUCCCC
Molecule: messenger RNA, 785 nt
Organism: Gastrolobium bilobum
Lineage: Eukaryota; Viridiplantae; Streptophyta; Magnoliopsida; Fabales; Fabaceae
Product: ATP-dependent Clp protease proteolytic subunit
Exons: 2
Biological process (GO): protein quality control for misfolded or incompletely synthesized proteins
Cellular component (GO): endopeptidase Clp complex
Molecular function (GO): serine-type endopeptidase activity; ATPase binding; ATP-dependent peptidase activity
Source: RefSeq, a predicted model, not a curated record